UCUAAAAAUCACACAGAUUUCAUGAAAUUGGUUACGCAGCAGCAAGUCAAAUGGAACUGAAGGAUUGGAUAAAUACAACAAAUUGUGGUUAAACUUAACUCGCCCCAACUUAUUAUUAUUUUACUAUUAUUACCUAACUUACUACCUCUGGAUGACUGGCAUUCUGUAAUACUCCUCCUCGCCAACUGUUAAUGUUACACAAGUAAAUAAUAGUUCAGAAGGCCGGUCGAUUUGCACAUAUUACAUACACAUCAACAUCUCAAUAUUAACUAGAUUUACUGGAUUGUAAUUAUACAUUAUUCGUCAACCAUUAAAUUUAGUGCUCGUCGCAACAACAGCACCAUAUCUCAGAAAUAGCAAUAACAAAUAAGCGUGACUCAUCAAGCAGCAAAGUGGAAACUGCAUUGCAUUAAAGUCUAUUUAGUUUUGUUUGUAAUUAUUGUCAGCUAAAUAUUAUGUAACAUAUUGUACUGUUAGCAGUUUAAGGUUACUAAGUCUGACUUGUUGUACAAAAUCUCAGGCCAAUAUGGUGUUCGAAAGCAUUGUCGUUGAUAUUUUGAAUCGCCUUUUGGGCGACUAUUUUGAGAACUUGGAUACGUCACAAUUAAAGCUUGGAAUAUGGGGCGGGGACGUAGUACUGAGGGAGUUACUUCUGAAAGCCUCUGCCAUGGACGACCUUGGGCUCCCUUUCAAAGUAGUAGUUGGAAAAGUCGGAACACUUCGAAUGAAAAUUCCAUGGCAGAGUUUAUAUACUGCCCCUGUGGAACUGAACUUGCAGAACUUACUCCUUCUGGUCACGCCGUCUUAUUCUGUCAAAUAUAAUGAGGAGGCUGAAGAAAAGGCCUUACAAGCUGCCAAAGAAAAAGAGUUAACCAGGCUGGAUGAGAUACGAGCUCGUGAAAGGGAAAAACAGCAACAAGAAGGUCAAACCCCAGCCCAAGAAGACAGCUUUACAGAGAAGCUGAUAACACAGAUUAUUAAAAAUGUUCAAAUCCGAAUUGAUUGCAUCCAUAUUAGAUAUGAAGAUGACGUGACGAAACCUGCUAGCCCUUUUGGAUUUGGAAUCAUAUUAAAAAAUCUUCACAUUGAAACAACUGAUACGGAUUGGAGGCCUGUUGUAAUUACAGAGAUUGUGGAAACUGUUAACAAGAUGGCAACUUUAGAAGGUCUUGCUGUUUAUUGGAACUCACAAACUCAACUUCUCCAGCGAAUGGGUCAAAAAGUGCAGAUGAUGGAAGCCUUAAGAGACAUCGUACUCCAAGAUACUCCUGACCUCACAUAUAUUUUGGGACCAAUUUCUUCCACCGCUAAAGUAUUGCUUACGCCGAACCCAGAAAGAUGUGUGGAAAUAUUUUCGAAACCAAAAUUUUUUGUUGAUUUAAUUAUGGAGGAAUUGGGCUUAGGAAUGACUAAUUUACAGUUUCAAGAUAUCAUGGAGCUUAUCGAAUCCAUUGAUUUUAUGACUAGGGCACAGUACUACCGGAAAUACAGGCCUGCUGUUAACAUUCAUAGAGGACAUUUUAAAGAAUGGUGGAUGUUUGCCUACAAGUGUAUUGUUGAAGAAGAGGUCCGUCGAAAGCGACAGAAUUGGGAUUGGCUCCACAUAAAAAGACAUAGAAAUCUAUGUCGGAUUUAUGCAGAUGCAUAUUAUAAAAAAUUGACAAGUCGCAAGUUAAAGUCUGACACAACUCAAAGUUUGCAAGCUUGUGAAAAGGUCCUGGACGUGUUUAACAUUACGCUCGUGAGGAAGCAAGUCGAGGUCAAAGUUGAACGCGAAGGAAAGAAACGGGCUGAGGAAGAAAGCAAGAGGCAAAGCACCGGGUGGUUUGGAGGUUGGACGACGUGGUUGGGGGGAGACUCUGCUCCGAAGGCAAAUGAAAAUACAAUGGGUGACAUUGUCCAAAAAUUUGAAGAAGCCCUCACUCCAGAAGAAAAAUCCAAACUUUAUGCAGCUAUUGAUUAUUCUGAAAAUGCGUUACCUUUGGACUAUCCUGAUACAUAUCUUGAAUAUCAGCUCAAAUUUCUUCUCAGCAAACUGACAUUGACUGUGCGAGAUGUUUUGGGUCGGGAAACACGAGGCCAUAAAAUUUUAAAGCUAACUGUGGACAGCGUUGCAACAAAGAUAGCCACUCGUCCAGUCAAAAAUGGAAUGCAAGUUGAAGUUCUUAUGGCGAGUUUUGAAGCGGAAGGCCUGAAGGGAAAACAUGACACUGUGCCUGUUAAGAUGAUUACUUCCAAAACCAAGUCUACUACGAACCUUGUUGAAGUUUACUUUGAAAAUAAUCCAUUAAAUUCUCAAGCAAAUCAAAAGAUUCGAAUUCAAGCACAACCUAUAGAGAUUCUCUAUCAUGGGAAGACGAUAGUUCAUCUUGUACGGUGCUUUGCUCUACCACCGGAAAUGCAGCUUAGCAAACUACAAGCCGCAGCAGUAUCAACUUUAAACGAAUGGAAGGAACAAUCUGCCGCUGGGCUGCAGCAUUUAGCAGAAACACGUGGUGAAAUUGAUUUGCAACUGGAUCUCAUUGCACCAUAUAUUUUAAUUCCACGCGGUGGAGUUCUCAAUCCGAAUUCAAGUUGCCUCUUGAUAGAUUUGGGAGAAUUAAAAAUACAAAGCAAACCUAGAAUUAAAAAAUCAGUCUCUGCGGACAAGGUGAUGUCCAAAUCACAUCAACACGAUGCGGAUUAUAUGGAGGCCAUGAAAAAGGUGGCGUAUGACACGCUACUAAUUGAGCUUCGUGACUUUCAAGUGGUACUAGCACUACCAGGUGAAAAUAUAGACGUAUCGAAAGGCAAACUUGGUGUUGGGCCAGCAGUGGCAAUGCCACAAACCCUAAUAAAAUCUAGUCAACUGAUUCUACAACUAGACCAAUCGCUAGUACCUGACGAUCCGCGAUUCGCUAAACUUCAACUUGAAGGGAGUUUACCCAUGUUGAAUCUGAAUUUGUCUGAUCGUCGCUUAACAGAACUUGUGAAACUCCUAGUCACUCUUCCAUUUCCUAAAGCUGAUGUACCUGAUUCAACUACAUCCCCACCAGUCCUCAGCACGAUUUCUGAAGACCCAACUGUGUCACAGUCAUAUGCAAUUUCUAAAAUAACAUACGACACGACAAAGCGCAAAGAUGCAGACCAUCCACAACUGGUGGAAUUUAUUGAACUGCUAUUGAAAUUCACCCUAGAUUCAAUCAGAAUUCAAAUAUCGAGGACAAACAACAGUAGCCAAAAUGUGCCUUUUGUUGAUUUCGAAUUAAAACAAAUUCAAGCCAAGCUCACAAAUAAAACAUUCAGCAGUGCUGUGGACGUGGCUGUUGGAGGAUUGACAUUAUGUGCCUUGCAGAAUAAGACUAUUGAUAUUGACGGACUACUGUACCUUCUUAAAACUCCGAUGAGUGAAGGAAUAGAAAAACAUUUGUUCAAAAUGCACAUGUUUUCCAUCAUGCCUGACUGUCCGAUUGCCUUUGUGGGGAAAGUGAAGCAACUAAUAAAAGUAGAAGUUUCUUCGCUGGACGUAAUUUUGCAUAGUGAAGCGUUGCAAGCUUUAAUAUCAUUUGGUGCAGAAAUUCAGAAAGCCGUAGAGGAAGCAGCAGCAGAAUCAAAAGGAGGAAGUGGACAAAACAAUUUGGAUAAUUUAUCAGUGUCCUCAGUUUCUUCAGUUGAUUCUGGGAUGAUUACAAAGAUCAGAAGUCGCAGAGUUAGCAAACAAUUUCAAAAACUGGAAAACACUAGAAAAGCAGUUGCCAAAAAACAUAUAAAUUCCGGUGAUGUGCUUCUUCAAAUUGAUGCCAAAAUGGAAUCACUAACUGUUCAGAUAUCGACAGAAAAGAAGAAUUUAAUUAAAGCUAUCUUGAGUGAACUUGACUUGUCAAUGGUUCAAAAAUCUGAGCACACAAUUAUGCUAAUGGAACUUAAGGAUCUCAGAGUCAGAAACCUAGAUCGUACAUCGAUUUAUCGUGACAUGAUGCGAGUAGAUUCUGAUAAAGUUGUAGCAAUCAAAGUCGUUAUGCAUGAAGAUGCAACAAAAGGCAAGCAGUUUUAUAACAUGGACAAACAUGACAUGUCUGUCAAAGUGGAAACUGGAAGUCCAAAAAUAUUCUACGUUAGUCAUCAACUGGAUGAACUUUUGGCAUUUAUUGACAAUUUCUCGGCAGCUAAGGAUGCUGUGAUUGAUGCUUCCUCUGCAGCAGCGUCAGCAGCUAAAGAAAAUGUGGAACAGGCAUAUUCUGCCGCCACACGAAUUUUAUUGGAUAUUGAAUUAAAUGCUCCAAUCGUAUUUAUCCCUCGGAAUGAGCGCAGUGAUCAUGCUAUUCUUGCUAAUUUGGGACGACUAUCCAUUAAAAACAAGUUUGUUAAGCAAGAAGUGAAACAUUUGUCCGCUACAGCAAUAUUGGACAAAAUGGAUAUAACCCUGACAAACAUGAAAUUAUCACGGAUAUUUUUCAACAAGGGAACCCAAGACGCACAAUCAGAAGUUUCAAUGUUAGAUCCAGUGACUCUUGUUUUAUCAAUCAAUCGAAAUCUGAGUACAGAUUGGUACCAUGGGUGCGCUGACAUUAGUCUUAAAGGAACUUUGCAAAAUGCGUUUCUGAGGGCAAGCAAUGAAGACUAUGAUCUAAUUAUGAGCAUCCUCUUUGAAAACAUACUCUAUGUACAAGAACCAUCUCCAGCAACAGGGAGCAGAGCUCCUGUCGCUGCUGCUGGUUCAAAAUCUCCAGGGACGCCAAAGCCAACCGGCGGAAGUACACGAAGAAGAAAGACAUCCGUCACUGUAUCAAAAGAACAUAUUAGCGAAACGAGUGUUCAAACCGUUCUGUCCGCAAGGACAAUUGAUAACGCUGUCUACACUAAACUAGAAGUUAGUAUAGAUAUUCCUCAAAUGCGUGUCAUCAUGUAUCAGAAAGGUGCCAUUCAACUGGAGACAUCACAAGGUGUAGUUGGUCGUGACGACGCUACUGCAUUUGCUGAUUUUGCAAUCAGGAGUAUCAAGAUGGAUAUGAAAUCAUUCAAUAACGAAAACAUUUCAUGUCCAAUUACCGUUGGAGAAAUUUCUUUGAAGGACGUCCGUCCUGGAGAUAGGGCAGUUACAAACUUGAUUAAGAAGAAAGCUGACCCUGACGAUACAGACGCAUCCGAUUCAUGUGUUGCUAAAUUCUGUUUCAAAACCGAUAAAGCCAAUAAAAAAGGAUCAACAAUGACUUUGGAAACUACGAGUUUAACCAUAAUUUUGUGCUUGGACUAUUUAUUGCAAAUUGUGGAUUUCUUUUCAAGAUCUGAUACUGCCAUGGAGUAUCCAAAACCUGACCUUACUACCAAAGUAGAAAAGUUUGGAACAACGAGUGAUCCAGUUCCAGUGCGAGAAGUUACUCCAGAUCUUCCAAAAGUAACUAUAGGAGUUGACGAAGAACUUGAAGCGGAACCGUUUUGUGCUUUCUAUAAUUUUUCAGAAACCGAGAUUAUUUUGGUGGAAUCAAUGGAAUCAGUGCAAAGCAACGCCUUGCUCUUACAUUGCGAAGUAGCUUUGAAGCAACAGGAACUCAAUGGUCGCUCGAACAUGAUGGGUACAAUUGGAAAUUUGAAUUUGAGUACUUGCAAUUACGAUGUAGACGACAAUCACCAAGCAAUUGCUGAAGUUAUUAGUCCCAUGUCUAUAACAGUAGUUAUGAACAACUCUGAAGCUGUUGGGACGCUGAUAGAUGUCAAUAUUUCUGACAUUUUUAUCCGCAUGACUGCUGGGACUUUGGAGCUCCUCUUGAAAAUUGUUUCCACAAUUGGCAGUUCCGCAGAUGCUGCAUCUGCUAAAACUGACGGAAAAGAUUACUCUGAUUUGUGGGAUAUAAAAAGGAAUGACGAAAUGAACUUUUGGUUUUUAAACUCUGACGCUUCCGUAGAAGUUGGAUUAGAAGCCCUGCAAGUACAAGAAGAUAAAGUUCGACUGUUCAACGUUGCCGAAGAACUGAAAGUUAGUGAAAGAUUAGUAAUGGAAUCUGGGUGUAUUGUAUUUACUUUUGAAACUGGUGUGGGAAACAAUACAAUGCCAAUGUUACUAAUUGAAACAGACAUAGAUCUUCAAAUGUUCGACUGGUCAACUAACAUGACUGUUGCUGGACGUUGCAAAUUGGAAGCAGCUUAUUACAAUGCGACAUUUGGGCUCUGGGAAUACUUGGUGGAACCUGUUGAAUCAAGACAUCAUGGACGAAUUGCUCACCAGCCAUGGGAAUUACUAUUUGAAUACUCUUCACGAAUAAAUCCUAACGCUAUUACAACAGAUGAAGAGUCAGCCACCAAUUCGUACGUGUCUAUCGCCUUGGAAUCCAGCAGUAUAUUAGAGUUGACUGUAACUAAAACAGCUCUAGAAGUUGUGGAUAUUUUAAAGGACGAUUUUCAAGCAGCUACUAAAAAACUAGUGUCCGAAAAAGCAAUAUCUACAGCUGCUUACUCAAUUGUAAACGACACGGGAUCUGAUCUGAAAAUCUUUAUCAAAGAAAAAACUCGUUCCCCAUGUUUCGUCUUGGUUCGAGGGGGAGUAGAUUACGAAGAAGUAUUACUGAAACAUGGAACAUCAGUGAAUUUGGGUUUGAUUGAGUCAUCUGAUAUGACCAAACAUCAUUCAUCCGUUCUUCGGGAGCAAGAGGGGAAAGAAGAAAGAUUAUUAUCAAUUGAAAUUGAGGAGUAUGAUUUUAAACGAGAAAUCCCCGUAAAUCGAGCCACAAAGCGGUAUUACUCAUUGAAGCACAAGGACAGACAUGGGUAUUUUGGACUCAUUUGCGAUAUUUGGGUGAAAGAUUGUUCCAAGAUUGUAACUCUAAGAGGUGUUGUCCAAAUAAUGAACGAUCUCCAAGUUGAUGUUGACGUGUAUUACAAAGAGGAUAAUGGACGGGUAGCGAAAUUUGCCGGCACAGCCACUGCAGGACAAAAAUGCAACCUCUCAAUUCCAUGCACUUUCACUAAAACUGGGGAUUUAUUUUUUGCACCGAAAGGAUUCAAUAUUUCAAAUGAACCUUUUAGCUGGCUUCAAGCACUCCAAGAGUUGCACAAAGUUUCCCAAGUUGUAUGCAAGUCAAAGAGUCAAGACACGUCCCAUUUCUUCAUCAAAGUUAUCGGUGAAGCAAAACAAGCCCUGCACGAGUCAACCAACCGCAAAAACCUAGCAAGUCAAUGCUGUUAUAUUUACUUGGAACCUCCUCUAUUGUUAAACAACUUGCUGCCUAUUCCCAUUGGAUACUAUAGCUCAAAUGAUUUAAUUAUGGCUGACCGUGGUAGUUCAAUAUGUGUAACAAAUCUAAAUGUGGACUUGGAAGGCAGUUGCAGUCUUAAAUUAAAGAUUCCAGAGUAUAACAAAAUGUCAUGGAUCUGCAAUGUUGUUUUGGACGUUACAACACCUGAAAUCUCACAGUGGACAUUUAUAUCUGAAUCUGACAACAAAAUCACAAUUGGGAUUCAUAGAGAGACGGAUGAUAACGAAGUCACUUUGCACAUUUACACUCCUUACUGGAUGAUAAAUAGGACUGGUUUAGACUUGGUGUAUAAAGGGGACGACAAGCAAUCUCAUCAAACUCUUCACUCAAAAGUGCAAGAAGAGCCCGUAAUUUUUUCCUUCCCAGGAAAGGCCUUCUUCUCCAAAAAGGCUGCGUUUGUCAAAGUAACUCAUCCAAAACUGCCGGGACCUGGGUCAGAUUGGUCGGAAAAGUUCUCAAUCGACGUUGCAGGAAGUGGUGGCUCAGUGACUUGUAAAUCGCCAGUACAUCAAUUCCAACUUGGUAUUGAAAUUCAGUUGAGCUCCUGGGGCUUGACCAAGUACGUCAUCUUUACUCCAAGAUUUUACUUGGUGAACCAAUGCUCCUUCCAAGUUUCUGUGAAAGAAGAAGACAAGCCAGAUCAUAUCGUGGACGUUUCACCAAAUGCAUGCGUACCGUACUGGCCGGAAAGCACUCUUCCUCAUCUAAUUGCUGUAAUAGAAGCAGACGGUUCCAAGAAUGAAACAAAACCUUUCAAAUAUGAUAUUGUUCGUCACACACUAUUGCAAUUGAGAGGAAAAUAUGGCGGUAUUCAUGUUGACAUCCAUUACUCUGAAGCAAAGACCGUCAUCACCUUUACAGAAUUUAUUCCAGGACAAGCACCAGUAUUGUUGGUAAAUGGAACAACCGAGUGUCCACUGGAAAUUACCGAGGAGGGCUUAGAAGACGUAUUCAUACUCUUGCCUCGCAUGUGCCAAAUGUUUACGUGGAAAGAUCCCAUCGGCCCAAGAGUUCUUCGUUGGUCAGCCGUUGCUGCAGAAAAGAAGCCUCAAGGAACUGAUAAGUUAUUUGGCGACGGUUGCGGAACGUUUUUCGUAGAGGGGAGGACGUACUAUUGGAUUUCUUUCCUGGAUGGGCUUCAGAGGGUGCUAUUAUUUACUGCAGAUAUGGAAUUAACUACUUACUUGCAAGCUGCCCGUGAAAAUGAAGUAGCAACUGCAGAAUAUAUAAUCAUGUUGCACGGUAUAGGAAUCUCCUUGGUCUCCUUAAAGGAACUACUGUACAUGAGAAUUGCAAGCUCGGAAAUAUCUUGGGAAGCAAGCAAACCUGCAAAAAAGAAGCGUUUCAAGCCACUAGCUUACGAUGUCAGUAAAUCUAUUGAGAUGGCGUAUCAAAAUUAUCUGAACCAAAAAGCCAUACAAGCCAGUGUGAAAACAAACAUUUGCCUAGAUUCCGGUUUCGAGGUCGACUUUUCAACAAUGAUGAUUAGCAAGCCACACCAUAAAAAUAUUCGCCGUGUUUUCCAAACUGGUAUUUGGCUGCAUUAUAAAACACUUCCAAAUUCUAGUCAAUUCCACGCCAAAAUCAACCGACUUCAAAUCGACAAUCAACUACCAGAUACAAUUUUCAGAGUUGUCUUUGCUCCUGUGCCACCACCAAAAAGUGUUUCCACUACUGAUGUACCCAAACCAUUCGCAGAAGUUAGCAUCAUGCAACGAAUUAACGCACACAGCUAUGUUCAGCAAUUCAAAUAUUUCAAAAUUUUAGUCCAAGAAUUCCAUAUCAAAUUAGAUAUAUCAUUCGUGAAUGCACUUGUGGAUAUGUUUAGUGGAACAUCUGCAUCCAGACAAGAGAGCAUGUUGAUGAAAUUCAAUGCUGAGUACAGCGAAGCUUGUCUAAACAUGAAAGAUGUACUUGCUCGCCAAAUUGUUUCACAAGGUCAGAAACAUUUUUAUGACUUCUUGCAUUUUUCUCCACUAAAGAUGCACAUCAGUUUCUCCAUGGGUGGAUCAGCUCAAUUGUCGAAUCACUUUCUCAAUUUGGUGCUUGCGAGUGUUGGUGUAACUCUGACAGAAAUACAGGAUGUCGUGUUUAAACUAUCGUGCAUGGAACUGCAACAUUCAUUCCUGUCUGGAGACCAGUUAUACAAUGAAGUCUACUCCCACUACACGUCUCAAGCUAUCAAACAGUUGUACGUCCUUGUAUUGGGAUUAGAUGUACUGGGCAAUCCAUACGGACUAGCAAUGGGGGUGGCCAGCGGUGUAGAGGCCUUCUUCUACGAACCUCUUCAGGGAGCAAUCCAGGGACCUGGAGAAUUCGCUGAAGGCUUGGCAUUGGGAGUCAAAAAACUACUUGGGAGCACUGUGGGAGGAGCAGCAGGUGCAUUUUCCAAAAUCACCGGAACACUCGGCAAAGGUAUUGCUGCUUUAACUAUGGACGAUGAGUACCAAAAAAAGCGCAGAGAAAACAUGCAUCACAGGGGAGAUGCGGCGGAAGGUCUGGCUAGAUCUGGUAAAGGGCUUGUUAUGGGCUUUGUGGAAGGCUUGACUGGAUUUGUCAGUAAACCAAUACGUGGAGCGAAGGAAGAUGGUGUAGGAGGAUUCUUUAAAGGAGUAGGAAAAGGAACUAUUGGAUUAGUAGCGCGACCUGCUGCAGGUGUUGUCGAUUUUGCGAGUGGUUCAUUCGAUGCUGUUAAAAAAUGUGCCUCUACAAAUGUCGAAGUUCACAGAAUGCGACCCCCUCGAUGCAUCCCUCCAGACUCUGUUCUACAGCCAUAUGUUAAACAUGAAGCUGAGGGAGUUCAACUAUUGGUGGAUAUUGAGAAAGGACGCUAUUCCCGAACGGACUCAUAUAUUGCUCAUGCUCUGAUAAAUCCUCACGGAAUAUACGUGGUGCUUCUUACCAAUAAAAGAUUGAUGUACUUGAAACGAGAUGAGAUGUUUGGUGGAUGGGGGGUGGAAUGGACUUACAUUUGGGAAGAUUUUUCCCAUCCCCCAGAUCUAGUUGAAAGAGGACUACUUUUUACACUUAAAACUGCUCCUCGGAAGAAAUUGAAAGUUUUUGGAUCUGCUGGCUCAAGAGAAAUUAUUAUUCCUAUCUAUAGUGCUGAAGUCUGCACGUGGCUACUCAGUAAAAUCGAAGAAGCUAUGAAAACAGAAACUGGAAUGGUGUUUACGGAUGGGAUUGAAGCCACAGAGCUAAGCUUUGCGUGAUUAUUAUUAUGUCAAGAUUAUGAACGUUCUUGGGUGCAUCUACCUUGCCUUAUUCACGACGACGACCAUAAUAUUAAUUCUUCUUCACGUUACCGGUUAUACAUUACCUACAUAUAUUUGUUAUUUGUCUUCACUAAUCACUGACUCACUUUUCAUUACACGUUAGAAAGUUGUAAAUUCAUGUUCUACAGUUUAUCCCUAAAGUCACUAUGAUAAUCAUUAUUUUCGCAUUACACAAAACUGAAACAUAUUAUAUCAUGAAUGUCUAUGCACUAAAAUAAACCAAAGAUUUAUGUAACGCUUAGAAAAUGGA
Messenger RNA from Folsomia candida, 10754 nucleotides. RefSeq names its product vacuolar protein sorting-associated protein 13 (gene Vps13). The coding region runs from base 527 to 10441 and encodes 3304 amino acids. The record is from RefSeq and is a predicted model, not a curated record. The transcript has 43 exons. Gene Ontology annotation, cellular component: extrinsic component of membrane. Gene Ontology annotation, biological process: protein targeting to vacuole; protein retention in Golgi apparatus. Lineage: Eukaryota; Metazoa; Arthropoda; Collembola; Entomobryomorpha; Isotomidae.